Messenger RNA from Ceutorhynchus assimilis (cabbage seed weevil), 367 nucleotides. Lineage: Eukaryota; Metazoa; Arthropoda; Insecta; Coleoptera; Curculionidae. The record is from the annotation of a GenBank genome assembly.
UUACGCAUUCGCUUUUGAUGUGAAAUACUAUAAUGUGAAUAAUUUAUUUUUCUAGAAAUCACCAUCAGUUAUGUCAAGUAAACGGCUCAUCGUUCUAACAUCGCUAUUGGUCGUUUGUCUGUGCAGUACCCAAAAGAAAAGCUGCAUGAGGCCUGACGUGUUCCGAAACGUCGGCGAAGUGGCCGACUACGUCAAAUGCAUCAAAACGAUUACUGGAUCACCACCUUAUGGAAAACGUUCCGUUCCAAAUUCGAGCCCUUUCUUAGAAAAACUGCACCCAAUGCUCCGACAGUACGAUCCCGAAUACCUCGAAGAACUGAUUUAUCAUAUUUUGAAAGCCGAAAGGGAAAUGAUGCGUCGGGAAUAA